Molecule: messenger RNA, 1912 nt
Organism: Pseudogymnoascus destructans
Lineage: Eukaryota; Fungi; Ascomycota; Leotiomycetes; Thelebolales; Thelebolaceae
Exons: 5
Coding region: 318-1817 (499 amino acids)
Biological process (GO): nitrite transport; nitrate transmembrane transport
Cellular component (GO): membrane
Molecular function (GO): nitrite transmembrane transporter activity; nitrate transmembrane transporter activity
Source: RefSeq, a predicted model, not a curated record
UAUCAAGCCACCAUCGCAACUAGCUAUAGGUUUGGGGUUUACAUGCCAUGAUCGUUGGGUGAUAAGCUGGUUUAAUAUUUGAGACAUUGAUGGGCUGCUAUCUAUCUAAGGCUGGCAAAUUCUCAGAUGCAAAAUGGACAUCUCCUCGGACUGUAAGUUAGAAUUUCAUGGCAAGCAUAUAUGGGCUUCAUUAUACGAAUACAGAAGUCCCAUUCAAUUUAGUCAUCAAUAUCUUCCGCGGUCUACCUUUAUCCCAGUGCUUUUAGACCAACUGUUUUGCUUUUGAACUUAAUCCUAUCGAUUUGAAAUCCUCACACAUGGCACCAAAUUUUUUGAGGCUACUCAUAGCCUCGCCGGAAAUCAAUCCCAUCAACCAAAAAGCAAGAUCGAUCCCUAUAUUAAACCCAUUCGAUAAAUAUGGAAGGGUCUUCUUUUUCUCCUGGCUGGGAUUCUUCGUUGCGUUUCUCUCGUGGUACUCUUUCCCGCCGCUGUUGGCCGUUACAAUUAAAAAAGACCUUCACCUAAGCCAGACCGAUAUUGCCAACUCUAAUAUAAUUGCUUUACUAGCAACUCUUCUUGGUCGAUUUUUCUCUGGGCCACUAUGCGAUCGCUACGGACCACGGUUGGUUUUUGUUGGCAUAUUGCUGGCCGGCGCCAUACCAACGGCCAUGGCGGGUCUGGUUACAAACAUCCAUGGCCUCAUGGCGUUAAGGUUUUUCAUCGGCAUUCUGGGUGCCAGCUUCGUGCCAUGCCAAGUUUGGACAACUGGGUACUUCGAUAAAAACGUCAUUGGCUCUGCAAAUGCCUUGACAGCGGGCUGGGGAAAUGCAGGAGGAGGUAUCACAUACUACGUGAUGCCUGCGGUCUUCGAUUCUCUAGUCCAGCACAGUGGACUUGCUCCCCACAAGGCAUGGAGGGUGGCAUACAUUGUCCCGUUUAUCAUUAUUGUCGUUGUUGCUCUAGGGAUGCUAUUCACUUGUGACGAUACACCCAGCGGCAAAUGGGCCGACCGUGCCAUGCCCAUGGCAGGAGGCUCAUCCGAUAGCAGCAUCCGAGGUGAAAUAGACACGCCGUCUUCAGUAUCCAUUGCUAAGGAUAUCAACAACAUCAAUGAGAAACACCCACAGACGAUUUCAGAUAUUGAAUCUCAGAGCGACGGCACAACAUACCUUGACCUUGCCAAGAGCGAGUUCAUUGUUCCCCCGACCACUAAGGAGAUUAUGCACGUUGUGAUUAGCCCUCAGACAUUCGCCCUCUUUGGAGUAUACGCAUGCUCCUUUGGGACUGAGCUCGCCGUCAACUCUAUACUCGGUUCAUUCUACGAAAGAAAUUUUCCCCACCUUGGACAGACGGAAGCUGGGGAAUGGGCAGCCAUGUUUGGGCUUCUCAAUGUUCUAUUUCGGCCAUUGGGUGGAAUAAUAUCCGAUCUCAUUUACAAGACGACCCAAUCCGUUUGGGCAAAGAAAAUUUGGCUUAUAUUCCUCGGCGUGGCAGCAGGUACUCACCUGAUUGCGAUCGGGGUAUCGAAUCCCAAAACCGAAGCCACCAUGUUUGGCCUCUUCGUAGGCUUGGCUGUAUUUAUGGAGGCGGCCAAUGGAGCAAAUUUCUCCCUUGUGCCUCAUGUAUACCCAGCAGCAAAUGGUAUCGUUUCUGGCACAGUUGGAGCUGCCGGGAACUUCGGAGGAAUCAUAUUCAGCAUAAUUUUCCGGUACAACGGGACGCAUUACGAUAGAUCGAUUUGGAUAAUUGGUGUCAUAUGCAUCGUUGUCAAUAUGUCUGUGUUUUGGAUUAGGCCAGUUCCUACUUUGCACAAAUAGGCAACAUUUUCUUUAAUUUGGAUUUUUUGUUUGCCUAGAAUAGCGUUGUUUAAAAUACGUGGCCAUUAGUUAGAAAUAGAACGAGCCUCAAAACC